AUGUUCUUUUUGGCAUCUUUUAUAUUUCUUACUCUUGUUACAUGUGGAGAUAUUGUGGUACUUGACAUCUCUUCUCCUGUUAAUCCAAACAAGAUUGUAGAGAUCAAGUACAAUGGAGACGGUUUUAAACAAAGCCUCUACUUUCCAUACUUGAGGGUUGUCAUUGGGAGCAUUGUUGAUGGAUAUCAAACGAUAUGGGAGGCAACAAAAAAGGGUGAAAUAUGCCACCGUUUCAAGGUCAACAAACAAUAUGGAAAGUAUACACUGGCAUAUGCUGAUAUUUCAAGAAAUCGUCAAAGCAGAAUCGUUUACUACCAGUUUAUCAAUGGAUUAUGGGUUAUUAUCGAUGAGCAAUUGUAUCUUCGAUUGUAUAUGAAAAUGCAGACUGAACGCAGAUUUGAUAUCAGCGAUCCUGGCCGAACUGAUAUGUGCCAUAUUCAAGACUACUGCCCAUUCGGAGCUCCAUCAUUCAUAUAUACUCCAUUUAAUAAAUACCAUGUCAAGAGUGUUGUGGAUGGUAAUCAAGUAUUGUGGACAUCUGAUGAGAAUAAGUGCGAAUACGUUGUAAUCCACGGAGACGUCCAUGACCCACGAUUUCUCCAUUGUUUCAUAAAGGCUCCUGUUACCUAUGAUACCUUGUAUUUUGAGAAAAUAAAUGGCCUAUGGACUUCCAUUCCGAGGGAUUUGUUUUUUAGUAGAUUGGAUCAAUUUGAUAGGGAGACAGAAGCUCUCGCGCAGACGCAGUAUCAGAAUGGCAGAGAAAUAGAACAUGAGGAAAAUGAUAUAUCAUAA
Molecule: messenger RNA, 792 nt
Organism: Theileria equi strain WA
Lineage: Eukaryota; Apicomplexa; Aconoidasida; Piroplasmida; Theileriidae
Product: signal peptide-containing protein
Exons: 1
Coding region: 1-792 (263 amino acids)
Source: RefSeq, a predicted model, not a curated record